CAAACGUUUGUUUAUUACCGUAAAGCUCCGCCCAGAAUCCGGAGCAUAAAAAUCGAGUUUGACCUGAUUUUUGUGCAGUCUGAGGAGAUUUUCUGAUUUUGUACAGCUUCGCUAAACAUUAUUUAGUACGCAUGAGCCUUUAAAGGGACCUAUGGAUCAAUAAAUCGAAAAUGCUAGAAACCCCGCCUCUUCUCUAAAACAUCUUUUUGUUCACUUCUCGAAGAUCGAUGGUCAGCAGUAGCGUUUAGCUAAAACAACAAGUAACUAAAGCUGCAUGUCCAAGCAUCCCGGAAGAAGAAUGACCAUCAUGGCCCGAUACUCAACGAACUUUGGGAUCAAUCAUGCAGCUCUGGCUUAUGCCAUGACCACUCUGGGCUCCGGCAUGAUUAACCAUAUUUUUAGCUUCUAUUAUGUCAAACUCUUCCUGAAUAAAUACAAGAUAUCUGAAGGAGCAUUCCACCAAUCCCAAGUGGUGUACAUGGUGUGGAAUUCGGUGAACGAUCCUCURUUUGGUUACCUCCAAGACAACUCCCGGAUGUCCUGCUGCUCUCACCGGCGUCUCUCCAUCCUGUACGGAGCCCCGCUCUACUCCCUGGCGUUCCUCCUGGCUUGGUUCCCGUGGCGGUCGUACGCUCCUGACGACUGGCUGUGCGGUUUGCAUUUAACCGUGGCUCUGUGUGCGUUCGAUGGCCUGCUGACGUUCGUGCUGCUGGCUCAGUGUGCCUUAUUCGCGGAGAUCUCCAGCCACCAUGAGAACCGGCUACGACUCAUAAAGUACAACCAGGUGGCCUCUCUCCUCGGGUCCUCCAGCAUCCUCUUCUGUGGCAUGGUGUCCGAAAACAUGGAGAACUUUAAGCAUUUUCAGAUGUUCACCGUGCUGAUUGCUGUUUUGAGCUGCGCCUGCAUGAUCUACACGGGUGUGCACAGCGAGAGCCGCUUUGACAAACUGUCAGACAGCUCGGGGCACGGCGAGCAGGCCGCGGCGGCGCAAACGGGAUGCUCCCUCUCCAUGCUGAAGACGAUGACGUGGCAGAUCUUGAGCAACAGGGACUUCCAGCUGUUUGUGCUGAUGAAUUUCUUCCAGGUGUUCAUGGUGGCAUUCUUCAACAACUUCACCAUGAUAUUCACCGAGCGCCUGAUUCCUCAGGACGCGCUGUCGUCACUCGCCAAGAGCGUCAUGUACGGAGCGGGAUUCAUCUUGCCUCAGCUUCUAGUUCUGUGCAGUCACAGUCUGCUGCUAAAGCUGGGCUACUAUAAGAUCAUCCUCUUCACCUUCGUCCUGGAAGCUGGAAUGGCAGCUGUCAUGUUUGUGCUUGGUCCUCAGCACUAUUAUUUCAUGGCAUUUUUUCUCACUGCUAGCACGGCUAUCAUACAAGCAGCGUUCAGUCUCUUCGGCUUGCCUCUGGCUGACAUUAUCGACACAGAUCUGCAGAAGUACAAGCGCAGCUCCCCUCUCUCCUCCAUGGUGUUUGGAACAAACGCUCUGUUCACUAAGCCAGCUCAGUCUCUGGCUCCGAUGAUCGUCCUUAAAAUCUUGAACCAGUUUGGAUACGAGCAGCUGAAAGAUGCAGGACAGGACUCAAGUCCAAGUGCUUUGGAAAGCCUCCACAGCGUUAUGUUCUACUUGGUCUGUCUGGUGCCCAUGUGUGUCGCGACUCUACAAGUCCUGGCUUGGAGGCCAUUUUCCAUUCGCAACAGUCACACAGUGGAGAUGAAGUACAUUGACAGCUAACAUGUUUCCUCUAAGUGCUACUGAAGCAGGUUAUGUUGUUGGGAUUUGGGUAACUUCUUAAAGAAUCGUGUUUAAAAAUCAAGUAAUUGUAAAUGUUUGUGAUGUUAGGAAGCAAUAUUUCCUUCACAGAGAAGAGGUGUUGCUUUAAUUUAGUGAUGGGUGUCCUCCAAGUAAGACAAAGAACUGAAAUCUUUAUUAAUCACAAGGGUUGAGGCUUGAAUCUUUUUUGAAGAAUUUUUUUUCUAAUUGUUGCGUCUUUGACCAGGUUCUUACUCAUUUUCCAAACACAGAAUUACGCCUCCAGACAGAGCUCUAUUUGAGCUUUUUCUCAGGGGAUUCUCAGCACCUGCUUCGGAUGUUAUCAUCCAUUAAAUGGACGUUAUUAGUGGUUAUCAGUCCCAUAGAAUUGCUUCAGAAUGUCCCGACUGUGCCGCCUAGUGUGUUCUCCGUCCUAUAGAAUGGCUUCAGACUGUCAUCUGGUUAAUAUGAGGCAUAAAACCACUAAGGUUAGUUUAAAAAAAAUGCCAUG
Molecule: messenger RNA, 2261 nt
Organism: Austrofundulus limnaeus
Lineage: Eukaryota; Metazoa; Chordata; Actinopteri; Cyprinodontiformes; Rivulidae
Gene: mfsd13al
Product: major facilitator superfamily domain containing 13a-like
Exons: 7
Coding region: 275-1732 (485 amino acids)
Source: RefSeq, a predicted model, not a curated record